Scedosporium apiospermum is the source of this 1662-nucleotide messenger RNA. RefSeq lists its product as uncharacterized. NCBI's taxonomy places the organism in Eukaryota, Fungi, Ascomycota, Sordariomycetes, Microascales, Microascaceae. Gene Ontology annotation, molecular function: transmembrane transporter activity. The record is from RefSeq and is a predicted model, not a curated record. Gene Ontology annotation, biological process: transmembrane transport. The transcript is spliced from 4 exons. Gene Ontology annotation, cellular component: membrane. Bases 1 to 1662 code for a protein of 553 amino acids.
AUGGAAGAAGAAAAAGGUCUCUAUUGGGCUCUAGGCCCGUUGCGCGUCCGAAAGAACCGGGGUUUCUUGGGCUACGAUAGUUCCGCCCUCUCGCCAGACGAGACGCAGGACCGUCAUCAGCUGCGAAGCGAGAUCGAUCUGAACUCAUGGAACCUGAGACUCUGGGCAAUCGCCGCUUCGGGCUUCUUGACCGGAUCCUACAACUUGUUUGUCGCCAACGUCGUGAAUGCAUCGAUCUCGUUCGUCUACUUCCCCGACGAUCGAGGCCCAAGUCUGCUUGUCAAUGGCUGCACGCUCUUCGGCUCAGUGGUCGGCCAACUUCUCUUCGGCUAUCUUGCCGAUUUAUUUGGUCGAACGCGGCUGUAUGGUAUUGAACUAGUUAUCGUCAUUAUCUCGACGCUCGGUCUGGUCUUCAGCAAUACAGGUGUGAGCGCUGUUAUCACUUCGGAAUGGUCUUCAACCAAGGCACGAGCAUCUAUGAUCGCCAGCGUGUUCUUAAUGCAACCUAUCGGCCAAGCCCUGGCGCAGCUGAUCAAUCUCGCCGUACUCUUCGGCCGCGAUAGGGCCCGCAGCCUCCGAACGAUGCAGUGCGGAUUGGACACAGCACACGAUUUCGAAUGCCGCCAAGCCGUGGACGGAAUGUGGCGUAUAGUUGUCGGGGUGGGUGCCAUUCCGGCCUUAGUCGCCAUCGCAUUCCGCUUUAUGCUGCCGGAUUCGGGCCUGUACAACCUCGAAGUCAAGAUGAAGUCGCGUCUGGCUAUGGAGCAGGCCGCCAAGAUUUACGGCAUGUCUUUCUCCUAUCUGGAUUUGGACAGGACGCCCGACGCCAACAUUGGGCGACUCGAUGCACGGAAUGGCCAGCCGCAGCCGCGGCCGGUGCAAUUCUCCAGAGCGAACAUGUAUCAAUACUUCAUAGAGGAAGGCAACUGGCGCUACCUAGUGGGGACGUCUAUGACCUGGCUUAUUCUGGAUGUUGCCCUGUACGGUUUCGGUCUUGACAAUCGCGCCGUCUUGGCCGAUAUGUGGGCGAAGAUCCACGCGGUGGAUGUGAAUGAGAGCCUCGGAUGCUGGGAGUCGUCAAUCCCUGGCGGCCAGUCUCUUGUGCCGACAUGGGCGGAAAAGGGCCUUCCGAACUGGCAGACGGAUGUAACCAAGCCAUGCAACACGAUAUAUGACGUUCUGCUGGACCAAACGAAGCACUACCUCUUGACUGUUUCCAUCGGCGCAAACAGCCUCACGUUCCUGAUCCCGGCCGAGAUCUUCCCGACGACGUAUCGUUGCUUCUGCCACGGCAUCUCGGCUGCAGCCGGGAAGAUUGGGAGCAUUAUUGCGGUCCUAAUGAUCUACGGGAUAAAGAACCAGUACGACGCCGUGAACAAGCAAGGACUCAUAUUCCUCUUGUUCGCCGGUAUCGGUGCCGUUGGCGCGUUCUUCUCGUGGGCCUAUCUCCCGGACAUUGGCCGGCGCAACGCCGAAGGCAAGCUCGUGAAUCGGACAUUGGAAGAGCUGGGUGAGGGUGCGAGGAGAGCGGUGAUGGAAGGGCAGACGUUUGGUGCUAGGGAGAAGUGGUCUGAUUUCUGUUCGCGCGUUCGGACUUUUGGAGUCAACCGAAAUGGUAGCAACACUACCAGCGUUAACGUUGAUGACGGAACGACCCGUUGA